AUGGCGGUAAAUAAGAAUUACCAUAGCAACCAAUACUCGAACAGUACAAGUAAUGUUUCAAAAUGUCGGGCAAUGAGGAAGAUUCAAAGCCCGAUUCCAGCGAAAACAACAAGCAAAACCUGAAAGGUGUAACAAAUAAACUUAAAGCUGAAGCUUUGAGAAGGCUCAAACUCGAAGAUGCUGAGUAUGACGAAGAAAAAUCAAAGGAAGAGGGCAACAAUGAUACAGGAGAAACAACCGAUGUUCCCACUUCAUCGGAAGAUGGGCAAAAGUCAGUCCCAAUAAACGCAGAAGAAACUAAUGUGUCUGCUGAAAAUAGUACAGCUGAACAAGUUAAAAAUCAUAGUGACGCAUCAAGUGAAUUGAAGAAACAUGACGAAGGACAACCAAGCAAAGAAGACGAAAAUGUUCGGGAUGAUCAAGUUGUUUCUACAAAUGAUGGAGUUCAGCAAAUUCAGGCAGAUGAUGAAGAUAGCUCAGGCAAGAGAAUAAGUGAGCCAUCUACUGAACAACAAGAUGUAACUAAAGAAGAAGAAGGACCGGAAAACGCAGGAUCUGCUCCURAUAUAAACAAAAAGCCAGAAAGCGAACAUGGGACUGACAAUGRAAUUGCUGAUACUACUGGUMCUGGURAAAYUGAUAGGMAUGAUACUGGACCUGAUKAUAGUGCCCGCUCAAAUGUUGAUGAUAUAGGGUCUSCACCAUCAGCAGAACAAUCCGCAACUGAUAAGUCAAAGAUAAUUUCUGAAACAACGGAGAUUCCAGAGGAAAAGAUUUCUAGCUCAUCUAWAGAGCAAGAAUCAGCAAAGUCUAAUUCACAGGAAAAUGAAGAAGAUCAAGAGGCAAAAGAUAACGUUAAAGAUGAAACAGUAAAAGAAACUGGACAAGAUAGAAUGGAAGAAGGUGGAAAAAGUGGAAAAGAAAAAGAAAGUGAGAGUAAUGGAAUAGAAAGAGAAAUUAAGCAAGAUGAUGAUUUGAAGGAAACAGAAUCAGCUGAAAGCAAAGCACAAAAUGAACAAGAUGAAAAGACAAUAGAAAGUGGACAAGAURGGACUAAAGYUACCAAAGAAAGUUCAAAUGAAGAUAAAGCAGAUGUUGCCAGUACUCAAGCUACUUCAACAGAACCCAAGCCAAGUGAUUCUUCUAAACCUGAAGAUGAUAAAGAACAAAGUGAUGAGAUUUCCCCACCUUUAAAUGAAAUAGUUGAAGGACAAACCGAAAGCAAACACAAUAAUGAUUCUUCUGUUGCUACAGAUAUAGGAGAAAAUAGCAAUGUAAAGUCAGAUAAUGAAAAUAAUAGUAUAAGUAGUACUGAUCACAAAUCUAUUGAAAAACAGGAGGAUAAAGAUGGCAUCUCUGAGGACAAAGUAAAGUCUGAUGAAGCUACAAAGGAUGCACAAGGUAAUAGUGAAACAACUCAAGGAAAAGAUGAAGCCAAAGGAAAUAUCCCAGCCACAGAAAACAGUAAUAAAGAAGAUGAUACAGUAAAGUCCUCUCAAGAAAAAAAGGAGUUGUCUCAGGCUGAUAGCAAUAUCCCUGUUUCAAAUGAUAAACAAGAACCUAAUGUUGAUGAAAAAUCCAGCAAAGAAAAAAUUGAUUCCAGUGCAGAAAGCAAGGAUAUAGAUAAAACAGAUAAAAAAGAAUCUGAAACAACCAAAGAAUCAAGUAAAGAUGAUAAAAUUGGAGAAGAAAAGGAUGGUGAAAAGAAGAGUGAAUCAAAAGAAACUGUGCAAGAAGAAGGAGAGGCACCUCCAGAAGUAGAUAAAGAGCAACAAARCGGAGAAGAUGCAUUACAAGAAGGUGCACCUGAAGGCCAAGUUGAUGGGGAAGAAGAAGAAACAGUACUAGCUGAUGAUUUUUUCUAUGACUAUGAAGAGAUUGUUUCUAAGCCAUACUCUUCAGAAGGAAUUCCUAAUAGUCUUUUGACUUUACACCAUUCGUUUGGGUUUGAGUGUACAAAAAGAGAAAACCUUCAUGUUAUGGAUGAGGAAACUAUUCUAUUUUCUGCUGGCAACAUGGGACAGUUACUUAACAUCAAAACUCAAGAGCAGACCUAUUUCAGGACUACGGGAGGUGGUGGUAUUGGGGCAAUAGCAAUCCACCCAAGCAGAAAGUAUUUUGCAGUUGCUGAGAAAGGAAUCAAACCAAAUAUCAACAUAUUUGAGUAUCCUUCACUCAAACUUCACAGAAUCUUACGAGAUGGAACAGAAGAAGCUUACUCCAACCUUGACUUUUCUCCCGAUGGAACUAAACUUGCUUCUGUUGGUUGUGCUCCUGAUUUCAUGCUGACAGUGUGGGAUUGGAAGAAUGAGAAAAUUCUGUUAAGAUAYAARGCAUUUUCUCAGGAUAUUUACAAAGUUGCCUUCUCUGCUGACAAUGAAGGACACGUCAACACCAGUGGAUCUGGACACAUCAGGUUCUGGACAAUGGCAAACACAUUUACUGGACUUAAAUUACAGGGAAUGAUUGGAAAAUUUGGGGCAAAAGAAAUUUCAGACAUUGAAGGUUUUGUGGAGUUGCCAGAUGGUAAAGUACUAUCAGGGUCAGACUGGGGUAACAUGUUACUGUGGGAGGGUGGUUUAAUCAAGGUGGAGAUAUCUAAGAAAGGCAAAAAGACAUGUCAUCAUGGAAUGAUUCAGCAGUUCUUCAUGGAUGAAGGAGAAUUGAUGACUAUUGGUGUUGACGGAUUUGUCAAGGUUUGGGAUUUUGAAAGUAUUGACAAUGCUGAUACUGAUGAUCAGGGUGCAUUGUUUGAGGUCGAUCCCAUGUAUGAGCUAAAGGUUGGUACUGAUGUUAAACUAAUGUCUAUGCAAAAGGCAGUCAAUAGUGAGGCUCCAAUUUGGUAUGCUCAGGAUGCUGGAGGCGGUAUUUGGAAGCUGGACUUAUCGUUCACUCACACCAGCCAUGCUCCAGAACGCAUGUUUUCCUUUCAUGCUGGUCGUAUAACAGGAUUAGACACUUCACCUGUUGCACACUUUGUUGCUACUUCAGGAGAAGAUCAUACGGUUCGUGUGUACGACUACCUGGCAAAGAAGCAGAUCUGCCAUUCUAAGUUUAAUUCAGGCAGUUCUACMYUGCUCUGGGUUCCAAAAAUUGUCAGUACYAAAGGUACCUGCAUCUUAGCUGGUUUUGAAGAUGGUGUGGUGCGUCUUCUUACUCUCAAUAAAGUUGACCUUUCRCAAGUUCGUUCCAAGAAGUCUAAAUCUGACUUUGAGCUUAAUCUAACCCAAGUCUUCAAGCCACAUACAAAACCUGUCACUGUCAUGACUAUUGAUGAUAAAGGAGAGUUAUUAGCCACUGGGAGCUCUGAUUGCACAGUGUUCUUCUUCACAAUUGGUGAUACUUAUAAACCCAUUGGCUUUGUUGAAACUGCUUCUCCUGUCGUAUCUAUUGAAUGGUCAAACAAGGGGAAGAAAGAGAGAAGYGUCUUAGUAAGCUGUAAAGAUGGGACUGUCUUGGARGUGGAAGCACCUCAGCCAGGAGAACAUGACACAAGUAAAACUUUCCACCUGCCGCUAAAGAACUUGAAAAUCACUGAAUUCUUCUUUAAGAGAGUAAAAGACAAGCUAAGGAAAGCUGAAGCAGAUGCAAUCAAAGCCAAAGAAAAAGAAGCAAAGCGAAAGAAAAAGGAAGCAGAGAGAGCUAGAAGACGGGAAAGAGGUUUAGAAGAGGAAGAAGAGGAGGAGGAAGAAGAAGAAGAGGAGGAGGAAGAACAGGUCGAAGAAGUACAGGAUCACGGACCAAGUGAGAUCAUCAAGGGUUUCUAUCACAACAAAAAUGACAAAUUCUUCUUAUCAAUGGAUGGCUGGGAUGCAGGGUAUCUAUACGAAUGUGAGUUUUCUGAAAAACCAWCAGAAGGAGAMGAAAAGGGUGAAGAACCAGURCGUAGUAUUCCUGUYGACAACAGCAAUGAUGCACCGAUWAGAUCCGUUUACACAACACAUUCCAAGAAGUUCCUUCUGUUUGGCAUGGAAGAUGGMAUCAUUCGYAUCCACCCUCUAGARGAUGGCACUGAUCUGGAGCAUCUCCAAUCCUAUUGGUCGUUUAGUAUCCAUGACAACCAUAAUGGCGCUAUAACCAAGAUCAUCACUAGUUUUGAUGAUAAGUACGUCUUUACCUCGGGUGCUGAUGGGAAUUUCUUUGUGCACAAGUUCAUGGAUGAAGCUGUUAAGGGAAUCAAGAUACCGCAUAAAAUUUCACUGCCUUCUCCUAAGAAACGUAUUGGAGAAGAUGGUCAAGAAAUUAAAGACAAAGUGGAUGAUAUUGAUGAUCCUAAUUUCUACAGUAUUGAACUUGAAAAACAGAAAGCAGAACACGACMGAAUGGUGAAACUUGCCGAGGAGAAGAAACAGAAUGUUCGACGUAAGAUUACUAAUCUUAGAAAAGCCUUUAAGCAAUUGAUGAACAGAAACCAAGAACUUCCUGAUCAUGUGCAGCUUAAGUCCGAGGAGUUUAUUAUUGACCCUAAUAUGAAGAAAGACCUUAAAGAYAAGACCCAAGAUAAGAUUGAUCUUGUYCAUAAAGAAUUAGCAUGGGAAACAGAAAAACAUUCCAUUGGUCUCAGCAAGAUGAAAAAGAGAUUCAAGGAYGAGAUAGAGUGCGAAAGGAUUGUUCUAAGAGCCUUCAACUCGGACCAUCUUGUGUCAACAUUUCGCGCCUCAAAACCUGAUUAUCUCGAGUUGCUUCAACGAGAGGAAAAGGAAAACAACAAAACAAGCGAGGGUCCGGAGAGUGGGCCACGAAAAUCCAUCGUAGGAGGAAGACAGUUACGACGUCAAAGUACUCAGGAUAAGAUUCCUGCACAGCAAGCACARCAACAACCGCAGCAGCAGACGCAAGCACAAAGUCAACUCGGCGGGAAAGUUGCUAAAGCUUUAGAAAAAGCAGAAGCWCGWCGGAUGAAAAGAUUGAACCGUCAAGCUCAGUGGGAUGAACUUAACCGUAACAAGCCAGACGAGAACUACGAAGAUCCAAAAGACAAGGCCGCCAUCAAGGAAGCUAAGGAAAACAUGGGYGAUUACAAACUUAAAACGGCCAAAGAUUAUGUAGUACCCGAGAGCCAACGGGUCAACGCUGACAAGAAGAGAUUACAAUUGCUGAAACUACUUGAUCAGAUUCACCAGUACAAGUUUGACUUCAAUCAGAAAUUCCUGAGUCUUAGAAACAAGAAGAUCGCAAUCAUWAAACAGGCAAAAGACAGCACAGGCAAAAUCCUGGAGAUCCAAAAAAAGAUGGAUUCCUACGCCAGACGCCCUAUUCCAAAAGUUCCUGAAAUGAAGCCGGAUGAACAGCCGGAAAAACGCCUUGAGUACACACGUGAGCGCCUUCUUGAAUUUAAAAAGCAACUGAGUGACACGACCAAGUCAAGUGGCGGCCAUGAUGAAGGAGGAGGCUUCGGCGGKUUUGGUGGAUUUGGUGGUGGCGGUGGUGCUGCCGAGUCAACUAAACCAGGKGUAGGAAAGCCUGGAGCACGUGACCGCUCCAUCUCUUCUGUGUCCUUCCACUCUUCUGGUAGACCCAAGUCCAGUUUAAGUGGGGUGACAGAAAAAGGUACACCAGAGCCCUCCCUUGAAGAGGUUCCCGAGGAACCGAGCCCUCUCGAGCAGUUGAUGCUUGAAGAAGAACAAAUCAAGUUGCAAUAUGAUCAAGACCUACUCAUCGAUGGCAUCAAGUCGAUGAUGGAAAAGUUUGAUGCAGAUUUGCGCACUUUAAGGCACGAUAAAGCWCACCUUGAGAUUGCGCUGAAGUGCGCUGACCUCMGACAAGUGACGCUGUUUGAGGAGUUUAUGCUAUUGAAAGAGUUCGAGAAACGUGAAAAUGUAUAUGCCAACAAAGUUAAUACUAAAAUCAACGAGAAAGAGGAGAUGCAAGAUAAGGUUGAGGAUUGUCAGAUGACAUUAGAAUCAAAGAAACAACAAAUCGAUAAACUUCUCGAGCAGGAAAAGGCUCUAUACACGACUUUCUCAACAGCCUUGGGAGAGAACAAUAAGUUUGAGAACUUCUUGACAAAAGUUUUCAAAAAGAAGAUUAARAGAGCUAAAAAGAAACCACAGACUGAAGAAGGCUCAGAGGAAGACAGUGACGAAGAGGACAGCGACGAAGACUURUCAUCGAGUGAUGAAGAAGACAGUGAUGCUGAGGAAUUGGACGACAGCGUAUGUCCACCCGGCUGUGACCAGGCUUUAUUUGAUCAAAUCUGUCAGCUGCGUGAAAAGAAAUUAGACUUGGAGGAGUUGUUAACUGAUGAGAAAAAAGCGAGCGAGACGCUCAAGAAGGAGUACGAUGCGCUUGUCAAGAAGGCAAAGAUUAUAGACUCUGCUUUGAAUACUGCUGAAGCUGAUCUCGAGGCCUUCCAGCGUGAAAAGCAACAGAAACUCAACGARCUUGACGUGGUUGUGAUUUUAAGACUGAGUCAAAUACAACACAUGGUCAACAACGCCAUUCCGCAGGACUUGUCACAGUCUUUGAUCUUCAAYGCGCCUGGCUUGAAUCAUCUUCAGUACCGAAUCAAAGAACUAGAGAAAGAAAAACACGAACAAAAGCGACUUUACCGCGAGCACCGACAGAAACACGUUCAGCUCAUUCGCGACAAGAAGGUCAUGGAAUCACGGAUCGGUGAAUUAGAAGAAAAAGUCCAGAACAUGAUGAUGCUAAAGUUCGGUCGACUGGUCGAUUUAGAGAAACUCGAGAARGUCACAGUUAGCAGAACAGUGGAAGAACUCAAGGAAAAACUGAGACAGCAGGAAAUCAAAAGCGCACGAGAUAUCGCGAAAUGGGAUGUAAAGAUCGAUUCUUACAAGGAAAAAACGACGCAGUUAACCCGUGAAAACACUCAACGACUGGACACAUUCACGAUUCUACUGCAAGAAAAGAAAGAACUCGAGCAAAUGCUUGAUUCGAGACAAAAAUCUUUGGGUACUGAAUUCACCGGCGCUCGUAAAGCCGACCUACGCGAGAGACAGCGACUAAUUCAGCUCGUCCAGUUACAAGCCCAGGAAAUCGAUGCUUUGAAGGACGAAAUCACACUUUUGUCCAGGAAGGGUGGACACAUCUUGCCUCCCGCACAGCCUCCUCUUCCCCCUGGACAGACACCCAUCCCUAAUACGUAGUUUGUACUGUAAUUUGGUUUAUGUCUAUAUUUUAAUACAGUAUUUUGGUGUUUUUAGUUUGUUAAUUAUCGUAUAUGGUAUUUUGUAUAUAUAAUAAAUGUAUGGAUAAGUUUGGGGAUUGUUUCCCUAGAAUGCCCUUUUCAAGGGUGAAUUUUGCAACAAAUAAACAAAAAAAUAAAAUAUUUGGU
This is a messenger RNA of Exaiptasia diaphana, 7297 nucleotides long. RefSeq names its product cilia- and flagella-associated protein 44. Gene Ontology annotation, molecular function: protein binding. The record is from RefSeq and is a predicted model, not a curated record. Bases 63 to 7109 code for a protein of 2348 amino acids. Lineage: Eukaryota; Metazoa; Cnidaria; Anthozoa; Actiniaria; Aiptasiidae. The transcript has 34 exons.